Molecule: messenger RNA, 2948 nt
Organism: Paramecium sonneborni
Lineage: Eukaryota; Ciliophora; Oligohymenophorea; Peniculida; Parameciidae
Source: the annotation of a GenBank genome assembly
AUGAGUAAAAAAUUGUUCGAUUCUAUGUUUAUAAAAUUCAAAAUAUGGAAAUAUACAGAAUUUUUUAAAGUAUUUUGGACUUAUAUGUUGUAUUAUAUGAUUCCUAUUGUUUCAAAAUUUUAUGUCAAAGAAAGUGAUAGAUAAGAAAAGUUUUGGAUAUCUGGAGGGUUUAAUGAAGAUAUAAUAAUGAUAAUUUUGUUAAAUGCUAUCUUUUAAAUGAUAUUUUCAAUAAUAGAUUAUAAGUAUGCCUGGUAAUUAAUUAGAAUUAUUUAUUUCAAAUAUUUCAAUAAAUAAUCAAAUUUAACUUAAUUUGAAGCUAACAAAUUAUAUUUAAAAAAAAUAGAUUUCCAUUAAAAAAGCAUUUAAUUAUUUAUUUUAGUUAACUUAUGUAGCUUAUUUGGUUGUUUGUUUCCAAUCUGCUAUCCUAUAACUAUCAUAUCAAUUUUAAUUAUCUAUUGGUUAAAUAAAUAUUAACUUAUUCAUAAUGGAACUCAUUAAAAGAUAAAAUUUAAACGAAGAUUAAAGAAUAUAAUCAUGUUGCUUAUUACUUUUAAUUAAUAUUUAUCUCAUUCCCUAAUACUUUUAAAACCAGAUGGAUAUUUUCAUCCUAUAUUCGAUCCUCUGUAUUUUGCUUUAUAAGUGGUUGGAUGUAUUAUAUUUAUUGUUAAACGACAUUGGAUUUUUCCAAAGAGAAUCUAAACUCAUUAAACAAAUAUUGAUAUAAUAGAUAGCCAUUUUCAUAAUUAUUUAUACUCUCAAUACAAUCCAGUAUUAAAUGAAAAUAUUUUGAGAAAUGUGUCAGAUGGAGAAGUUUGUUAAUAAAUUUUAGAGAAAGGAGCAUAAUGUAGGUUUACAAGAUAAGAGUAAUUUUACAAUUCUCUCUAAGUAAAACUGUUGAGAGAAAUUGAAAAGACAUAGGUUUCAAGUGCUCAAAUAUAACCUAUAUCAAGUGCUCAAGUUUAACCUAUUUCAAGCGAUGAAAAUGAAAAUUUAGUAGAAGAUUAGGAUGGAGAUGAAAUUUAAGUAGAAGAUUAGAAACUUUUAGAUCAAUAUUUAUUAUAAUUAUUUUAAAUUGAUCUCUCAGAUAAAUCUGAAUAAAUAAAAAACAUUAAGUAAAUUCUUGAGAAAUCGACUGGUAGACAUUAUUUUAUUUUUGGGUUGAAUUAAUUAUACACUAGAUUAUUUAAAUAGAAAUAAGCAAGUAAAUUUCAAUAUUAUAAUAGGAUUUUAUUUAACCUUAACUAAAGUAUAGUUUAUGGAAUUAUUAGAAUUAAUUAGAUAUUGGUUAAAUUAUAUUCAUUUGAAUGAAAUCUAUGAUAUUUAUGAUUUAUUAUUAAAAUCAGUUACAAUUAUAACAAUAGAUGGAAAAGAUAAAAUUACUUUGGCCUCAUAAUUAUCAGAUAUUCCUCUUUGGACUAAGAUAGAUACAUGGAUAGAAUUAUUUUACUUUAUUAGAGUCAAUAAAAUUGAUGAAAAGAAAAAAUAAGCUUAAUCAAUUAUGGAAGGAUACUUUUUUAUUGAAUAAUAAUUACAUGAUUAGAUAAAAAAAACAAAAAAUGAUUUAAUUUUAGAUGAAAUUAAUCUAUUUAUCUCUUCCUUGCAAUUACCUACAGAAUUAUCUACAGAAAUAAUUAUUAAAAUAGCAUAAAAAUGCAAUGAUAAAAUUAGUAUAUAUCAUUUGGUAAAAUUAUUGAAACAAUAGGAAUAAUUUCCUAAUACAUAAUCGUAGAAAUUGUUCAAAUCAAGUAAAGAAAUGCUAACUCAUAAAUCUUAAAAAUAUUAGAAAAAAUAACUUAAUAUUUAUGAGAAUAAAGUAAUCCAAGGAUGUGGAGCUUGUUUAAAGUAAGGAUUGUUUUAUUAUUAGAUUUUUAUCUAUUCAUGAUUAACCAUAAAAGUUACUAAUUCUUAAUCGAAACUUUAAUAAUUAACUAAAAAAUAAAAUUAAGAAAUUUUAUAUGGGAAAUUACUAAGUGUUUUCAGAGGAAUCUACUCAUAAAUUGAGAUUGAGAUUAAUGUCUUAGGCUUUAAAAUUAAAAUAAUUCAAUAUUGAUUAUUUUGAAAUGAAAACAAAUGUUGGAAUUUAAAUAGGUGUUGAUGAUCAUGAAAACUCUUUUGAUUAGGAUAAAUUUAUAAGGGAUUUAAUUCAUGAUGAUGUUGAGCAAAUUCUUGACAUACACUAAGACUAAAUUUAAUCAGAAGAACUUUUAAGUAUAUUGAGAAUCUAUACCUUAUAUAAUUAAGAUAUUAAAUAAAUAUUGUAAAAGCAUGACUUAUAUUGCAGGAUAUCUAUAUUUCACUUUUGAGGAUUAGGAAAUUGCAUAUAAGAUUUUUGAUAGAAUGAUGAAUCUUUAUUUUAAAGAAUUAUAUAUUAAUGAUUUUUCAAAAUUGGUAAAAAUCAAUUAUUUAUUAUAGAAAACUGAAUUAUUUAUUUUUGAAAGAUUGUUCUCUAUUUUUUUACCUGAAUUAUCUUCAUAUUUGAUACAUUAGAAAAUUGAUAUCUCUUAUUGUGUAGCUACUUGGUUAAGUACUUUAUUUUCACAUUUAUUUCAUUAUAGCUAUAAAUCAGCUUUUUUAAAUGUGAUAUGGGAUUUAUUUUUAGCUGAAGAAUGGAAAGGUAAAUGUAUGCUAAUACUCAAAUAGGAUUUUAUAAAGUGAUAUUUUUUAUAUUUUCCUUAAUACAAUAACAGAUACUAAAUCUUGAAAUUUAUGAGAUUCAUCUUUAUUUAAUUUAUUUGAUGAAAUCUGAAUUAUUUAGUAUAAGAACAGAAAAAGAGCUAAUCUAAUAUAUAUAAAGAUUUGAUAAAUCCAUUAAAGAAGAUGUAUCGAUCAAAAAAAAUAUUCUAUCACAAUUUAGAAUCACUAAUAGAAUGCUAAUGAGUCUUUAAUUUGAAUAUUACAGUUUUAAAUUGAAGUAGGAGAAAAGGUUGAAUUAAUACAUUAACAGAUGA